Lolium rigidum is the source of this 2143-nucleotide messenger RNA. RefSeq names its product probable chlorophyll(ide) b reductase NYC1, chloroplastic. NCBI's taxonomy places the organism in Eukaryota, Viridiplantae, Streptophyta, Magnoliopsida, Poales, Poaceae. The coding region runs from base 94 to 1581 and encodes 495 amino acids. The record is from RefSeq and is a predicted model, not a curated record. The transcript is spliced from 10 exons. Gene Ontology annotation, biological process: chlorophyll catabolic process; PSII associated light-harvesting complex II catabolic process. Gene Ontology annotation, molecular function: chlorophyll(ide) b reductase activity.
CGCGCACACACACCCCAGUAGUAGCAGAAGCAAGAACCGAGACGGGAGAACGGAAGAGCGCAAAUUCCUUAUCUCCUGCGGGGGCAGCACGCCAUGGCCACCGCGGUCGUCCACCUCUCCGUCCACGGCCGCCUCCGCCGCUUCCCGGAGAUCGUCUCUCAGACGUGCUACCGACCCUCGCUCCUCCGCUGCCGCGCGUUCAAGCAGGAGACCGGCGGCGACGAUGAGAAGCCGUCGUCGCCACCGCCGAAGCGCAGGAAGGGACCGCUGUACAAGCUGAAGGCGGCGAUGCAGGGGCUCGCGGGGUCCCGGUCGGCGGCGGCGGAGGUGUACGGCGGGCAGUACGAGCGCGCGGUCGAGAAGGCCGAGGAGAUCUUCUUCUCUGUUGCUACCCAGGUAGGCAGAUACGUUAUCACUAUGACAAGCAGUGGUGUUGUACUUGCAGUUGGAUUUCAGUUAUCAGGUGGAGACAGCCAAACAAAUGCGCUAAUUUGGUAUAGCUGGCUUGGUGGAGUAAUUAUCGGCACAAUGUUAGGUGCAAACAGUGUCCUAGAGGAACACUGCAAAGCUGGACCCCGCAAUGUUGUCAUAACCGGAAGCACAAGAGGGCUAGGGAAAGCACUUGCUCGGGAGUUUCUUCUUUCUGGAGACCGUGUUGUAGUUGCUUCCCGCAGCCCUGAAUCAGUUAUUCAGACCAUUGAUGAGCUGGAAGAGAACAUCAAGGAGGGCUUGUCAGUUGCCAAAAAGAAACAAAGAGAAACUUUAUUACAGGCUAAGGUUGUUGGCACAUCUUGUGAUGUUUGCAAACCGGAAGAUGUGAAAAAGCUGGUAAACUUCGCUGUUGAAGAGCUGGGUUCAAUUGAUAUUUGGAUAAAUAAUGCUGGCACAAACAAAGGUUUUAGGCCACUAGUAAAUUUUUCAGAUGAAGAUAUUACCCAGAUUGUCUCAACAAACCUAGUUGGUUCUUUGCUCUGCACCAGAGAAGCUAUGGAUGUCAUGCAAUACCAAGAAAAGGGAGGUCAUGUAUUCAACAUGGAUGGUGCAGGAUCUGGAGGAUCAAGCACACCAUUGACAGCUGUUUAUGGUUCAACCAAGUGUGGACUAAGGCAGUUCCAAGCAUCACUUAUGAAGGAAAGCAGAAGAUCAAAAGUUGGAGUUCACACUGCCUCUCCCGGAAUGGUCCUUACAGAUCUCCUUCUAAGUGGUUCAUCUCUCCAAAAUAAAAAGGUGUUCAAUAUAAUAUGCGAGCUUCCAGAAACAGUAGCAAGAACAUUGGUUCCUAGAAUGCGAGUUGUCAAAGGAAGUGGAAAAGCAGUAAACUACUUAACACCACCAAGAAUCUUGCUUGCCCUGGUUACUGCAUGGGUUCGCCGAGGCCGAUGGUUUGACGAAGAGGGGAGAGCAGUAUAUGCAGCUGAGGCUGAUAGAAUUCGCAACUGGGCUGAAAGCCGAGCACGCUUCUCCUUCACAGAUGCCAUGGAGAUGUACACAGAGACUACAUGGGUUUCCGUAUUCUCACUCUCUGUCGUCUGUGCAUUCAUAAUGCUUUCCAGUUCAGGUGGACCUUUCCCUGGCACAUGAUCACUGGAGCCGGCAAGCUAGGUCAUUCUUUUCACCACAGCAAUUCUAUCAUCUAACGACAUAUGACAUGACAGUUAUCAAGGGGGCUAAGGUGAGCCCAGAUGCGCGCAAUUAUGCGCAAACUGGAUUAGCAUCAGCUACCUCACCAUUUAAGGAGAACCAUGCCCUCAGGCCUCAGAUUCAGAAAAGGGUAAAUGGCAGUUUGUUAUGUGGGCAUUCCACUAACUGUAAACUAGUCUGUAAGCUGUCUUGUAAGAACAUGUGUCUGAAGUGAUCUGAGCACGGAUAGAGUCGACGGGCGUGCUUCUCUCUUGUACAUGGGUGUAGUUAUGAUCCUUGUAAAUUCCUGAUAGUCCGCUUUGUACCCUUUGAAAAAGUAUAGCAACACAGUGUGGAACUCUGAAUAAGUGAUGCAAGUCGACAUACAUGGUUCAUCAUCUAGUUUAGGCGGGGUAAAGUGUGAAGUUCCAGAUGCGAGUAUCCCUUUUCAUUAUACCAGGGAAAGACAAAAAAAUGUUGUAUUAAAGUAAGCUUGCAAUGAAGUGGAUAUUUAUAUUAGUCA